Messenger RNA from Sander lucioperca (pikeperch), 3539 nucleotides. RefSeq names its product XPA binding protein 2 (gene xab2). Bases 97 to 2643 code for a protein of 848 amino acids. Gene Ontology annotation, biological process: generation of catalytic spliceosome for first transesterification step; mRNA splicing, via spliceosome. Gene Ontology annotation, cellular component: U2-type catalytic step 2 spliceosome; Prp19 complex; post-mRNA release spliceosomal complex. The record is from RefSeq and is a predicted model, not a curated record. Gene Ontology annotation, molecular function: protein binding. NCBI's taxonomy places the organism in Eukaryota, Metazoa, Chordata, Actinopteri, Perciformes, Percidae. The transcript has 19 exons.
UAGCUAAUACAUCCAUAUACUAUACGCUUUGAGUAGUCUGCAACGUUAGCAUAACUUUUUUUCUUAAUAUCGGACGGCCAUUCUCUUUAGGAAGAAAUGCCUUCGCUAAAUGGAAAACCUGAUGUUCUGUUUGAGGACGAUGAUCUGCCUUAUGAAGAGGAGAUUAUCAGGAACCCAUACUCAGUCAAGUGCUGGAUGCGUUACAUCGAAUUCAAACAGAACGGAGCCAAAUCCACCCUCAACAUGAUAUAUGAGCGGGCUCUGAAAGAGCUGCCUGGCAGCUACAAGCUGUGGUACAAUUAUCUGAGAGAGAGACGGAAACAAGUCAAAGGGAAAUGUAUCACUGAACCAAGCUAUGAAGAGAUCAAUAAUUGCCAUGAAAGGGCAUUGGUGUUCAUGCAUAAGAUGCCUAGAAUAUGGCUUGAUUACUGCCAGUUCCUUGUGUCUCAAUGCAAGAUCACAAGAAGUCGGCAAACAUUUGACCGUGCUCUCAGAGCUCUUCCUGUUACUCAACACCCACGCAUCUGGCCUCUGUAUCUCCGCUUUGUGCGUAAUCUGCCCCUGCCUGAGACUGCCAUCCGGGUGUACCGCAGGUACCUUAAGCUUUCUCCAGAGAAUACAGAGGAAUACAUAGACUACUUACGGUCUGUUGGCCGCUUGGAUGAAGCAGCUGUGCGACUAGCAGCUGUUGUUAAUGACGAAAGCUUUGUGUCCAAAGAGGGCAAGUCUAACUAUCAACUGUGGCAUGAGCUAUGCGACCUGAUCUCCCAGAACCCUGAUAAAGUGACCUCUCUAAAUGUAGGAGCCAUCAUCCGAGGAGGCCUCACUAGAUUCACAGACCAACUUGGAAAACUCUGGUGCUCUUUAGCUGACUAUUAUAUCAGGAGUGGUCACUUUGAGAAGGCCCGUGAUGUGUAUGAGGAGGCCAUCCUUACGGUGGUAACAGUAAGGGAUUUCACACAAGUGUUUGAUAGUUACGCCCAGUUUGAAGAGAGCAUGAUUGCAGCAAAGAUGGAGACCACUGCUGAGAUGGGAAAGGAUGAAGAUGAGGACAUAGACAUGGAGCUUAGACUGGCCCGUUUUGAGCAGCUGAUAGCCCGGCGGCCCCUUCUUUUGAACAGUGUUCUACUGCGACAGAACCCUCAUAAUGUCCAUGAGUGGCACAAGCGGGUAAAACUGUAUGAGGGCAAUCCACGGCAGAUCAUCAACACAUACACUGAGGCAGUGCAGACUGUGGAUCCGAUGAAGGCCACAGGGAAGCCUCACUCUCUCUGGGUUUCCUUUGCUAAAUUCUAUGAGGAAAAUGAGCAGCUGGAUGAUGCCAGGACAAUUUUUGAGAAGGCUACCAAAGUGAACUACAAGCAGGUAGAUGACCUUUCUGCGGUGUGGUGUGAGUAUGGAGAGAUGGAGCUACGCCAUGAGAACUAUGAACAGGCACUGCGCAUACUGAGGAAAGCUACAGCCAUCCCAUCCAAGAAAGCGGAGUACUUUGAUGCAUCCGAGCCAGUCCAAAACAGAGUUUACAAGUCCUUGAAGGUCUGGUCUAUGCUGGCGGACUUGGAAGAGAGUCUUGGCACUUUCAAGUCUACAAAAGCAGUGUAUGAUCGCAUCAUUGACCUCCGCAUCGCCACGCCACAGAUCAUCAUCAAUUAUGCCAUGUUCCUUGAAGAGCACAACUACUUUGAGGAAAGCUUCAAGGCAUAUGAGCGUGGUAUUGCUCUCUUCAGGUGGCCAAAUGUUUAUGACAUCUGGAACACUUACCUCACCAAGUUCAUUGAUCGUUAUGGGGGCAAGAAGCUGGAGAGAGCUAGAGAUUUAUUUGAGCAAGCCCUAGAUGGCUGCCCUGCCAAGUUUGCCAAGACCAUUUACCUGUUGUAUGCCAAAUUGGAGGAGGGAUAUGGAUUGGCACGACACGCCAUGGCUGUCUAUGAAAGAGCAACGCAGGCAGUAGAAGCUGAGGAGAGACAUCAAAUGUUCAAUAUCUACAUCAAGAGAGCAGCUGAAAUUUACGGAGUCACGUACACCAGAGCAAUUUACCAGAAAGCUAUCGAGGUCCUUCCUGAUGAGCAUGCAAGGGACAUGUGUCUGCGAUUUGCUGACAUGGAGAGUAAACUUGGUGAGAUUGAUCGGGCGAGAGCAAUUUACUCCUACUGCUCCCAAAUCUGUGACCCAAGGGUGACUGCAAACUUCUGGCAGACAUGGAAAGAAUUUGAGAUCCGCCAUGGAAAUGAGGACACGAUUAGAGAAAUGCUGAGGAUCAAACGUAGUGUCCAAGCCACAUACAACACCCAGGUCAACUUUAUGUCUGCUCAGAUGAUGAAGGCUACAACAAGCUCCACAGUGUCAGAUCUUGCUCCAGGCCAAAUGGAAAUUGAUGACAUGAAGAUGCUGGAGCAGAAAGCACAGCAGCUUGCUGCAGAGGCCGAGCAGGACAAACCCAAACUCAAAGAAAAGAUUCUCUUUGUCAGGAGUGACACCUCUCGCAGUGAGUUGGCUGAGCUUUCCAAACAAGCCAAUCCUGAUGAGAUUGACAUUGAUGAUGAGGAUGAGGAUGAAGAUGAUGAAAACCAGGGACCAGAAGAGGUGCAGCUUGAACAGAAGAGUGUCCCCACAGCUGUCUUUGGAGGGCUUAAAGAUGACUGAAAGAUACCUCCCCUGCUGAAAUUUGCAAAGAUGCAGUCUUCUGAUUUCUCUUGUAGACAUUGAAUAUACUCCAUUUUUUCCAUUUGUGUAAUUCCUUAGUUUUGUAGUACAGUAAACAGAUAUGAACUUGUAUUACAAUUGUCCAUAUGGUGUCAGUCUUUCUCAAGUAUGUAGCUCACGAUAAUUGUACAAUUGAGCAGUGUUCUGUUAUGAAAUACUAAUAAGUCUGAUGUAGUUUGACUUUGUGUCCAAACAAAAUUUUGUAAAGGAAUUAUCAGUGAAAACACGUUUGUACACUGAUAAUGCAGAGAUCUUUCUCUGACAGGAAGCUCUGCCCUAGAACAUGGGAAAAACAUAGUUUUUUUUCAACAGGAGGCAUUCAUUUGAAAAUGGACUCAAGCCUCACAUUGUUUGUUGGAGGAUAGGUGAGUCUUCCAAAACCCAAUGACCCUGAAAAGAUUUCAAAACUUGUAUACAUAGGUCACCGUCCAAAUAUUGAAAUCAUGCUCUGGUUGUACAUGUAUUUGUACAAGUACACUCAAGGAACAGUUUGUACGACUGAGUUAGAUAAUAGGGGUGCUGUAAAACAUUUUGUAUAUUUAUAAUGCAAUAGCUCUGCAGCAAGGUCCUAAUGCCCAUUUUUUGUGAUAUAGGUGUAGGUGUUCACUUGGCUCACUGAUCAUUUUUGAGGCAGUAGGUAGUAAUGCUGUGAUAUGUAUUUUAGUCAGUGCUGUUGAGGGUCUACUUUUGACUCGAUGCAGUCUGGCCGUUUUUGGUAUACAACAGUGUUUUUGAAAGUUCUCCUGUUUGUGAAUUGUGCACCGCCAAUUCUAACAAGCUGGUCUCUUUGAAUGUCUGAUACUUUCUUUACAUUUUCUUGAAAAUGCAGUUCUAAU